This is a messenger RNA of Mytilinidion resinicola, 1751 nucleotides long. RefSeq lists its product as uncharacterized. The record is from RefSeq and is a predicted model, not a curated record. The transcript has a single exon. The coding region runs from base 1 to 1473 and encodes 490 amino acids. NCBI's taxonomy places the organism in Eukaryota, Fungi, Ascomycota, Dothideomycetes, Mytilinidiales, Mytilinidiaceae.
AUGGCUGGUUCACGGAAGAAUUUGUCUCGGAAGCGCAAGCACAGGGACUCUCUCGAAUUGGCCAAAGGACCUCCGAACUCCUCAGACCCUGUACUUGAUUCACCAGAACCGUCUUCUCAGCCAUCCAUGGGUACCGUGCCAACGCUACCUGCCAUGAAAUGCCUUCCGUAUGGAGAGUAUGGAAUUGCUGUACAGCACAAAGAGUCUAACCUACGCUCCCAACGGCCCCCAAAGCCCGUAGGCCCUGUACUUGACUCACCAGAACCUUCUUCUCAGCCAUCCAUGGGUACCGUGCCAAAGCUGCCUGGCAUGAAAAGCCUUCUGUAUAGAUAUUCUGUACAGCCCAAAGAGUCCAAUCUACGCUUCCAACGGCCUCCAAAGCCCGUAGGCCCUGUACUUGACUCGUCAGAAUCCUCUUCUCAGCCACCCAUGAGUACCGCACCAACGCUACCUGGCAUUAAAAGCCUUCUGUAUGGAGAUUCUGUACAACCCAAAGAGUCCAACCUACGCUCCCAACAGCCUCCAAAGCCCUUAGGCUUUGGAUUUGACUCGUCAGAAUCCUCUUAUCAGUCACGCCUGGGUAUUGCGCCGCCAGUUCAACAACCUCCUGAGUCCGACGGCCCUCAAACAUCUGAUGCUAUUCCCCCGGAUGAACCUUUUUUCAGCACUGACGAAAAGUUCAAGGAUCGUAUGGAAACGCUCAGCUCCGCCUAUGCUGGCCCGAAAGUGGCGGAACUUAAACUUUCCGGCCCGGAUAUGGUUGGAUAUCGCCUGGCAGCUGCGACAAGACUCGCCCGAACUUUCCUGAAGCACUUCUACCCCAAGAAUCAAGGCUACUCCAUUCGCGAGACUAAAUUCGAAAAUGCUUGGGACACAAUUGUCGAAGGCGAAGCACCCGCGUGGAAUCGCGUAGUGCUGACCUCGUUUAACGGGGGAUUGGAACUCGUAAAGCCGCUCAUGUACUAUUCCUUCUCAAGAAAUCACGUUUCUGGCUUUCUUGUCGAAAGGUUGGGGCGGUUUCACACUGCAAUGGCCAUCUUUGCACACGACUUGGUCAGGCCGGCGAUAUGGGAGUACAAUGCAGUCAUCAAGGUUGCGGACAUCAUGUCUGCCGAGCUGAAACUCAACACCAAAGUCGAAUUUGCGAAUGCCUUUUUCCUAAUCAAAGAUAUAUUGUACGUUUGUACUUAUAAACGCCCGGGGGACUCCUCCGAAAAAAAGUGGUUUCUUCAUCCGCAUCCGCGGGCUGGGAGGUUGAAGUUGGAUGUCGGUACGCCCGGUUGGAUCGAAAGGUCGAAUGGGUUUGAGCAAUAUAUGAAGGCUGUUAUUCAGAUGGAUGUCUACCACCUUUUGGCGAUAGGGCGUGGCCACACUUUGGAUCCAGCCUCUCCUGACGACGAGGACACCUCCGAUGAAGAGGAGAUGGACCAUGGAGCCAUUACACCAGAUGGGCCUCAAGCGGAUCGCGUGUAGACUCUCAUGAUUGUGUCUUAGACUGUCCUCUAAAGUGAACACACGCUCAUUCUGGGCUUGUGUAAACUUGCCUAGUACCUCUUAAGGCCAUUUGCUACCCCGUAAGAUUUUGAAAACAUAGCUCUUCGGGCCACCUCAGACGAAGUCAGAAUAGACUGUCACUUUAUGUUCAACGAAGCCUGAAUAGCUCCUAAGCAAUGAGAUGGCCGUGUGCAUAAACUUAUAUCCUAGUACAUACCUUAAGGCACUCGUCGCAUAUGCUUAGGGCAGGGCACCCC